AUGCUUGAUGAUGAAACAAAACGAGCAAAUGAUCUAGAAAGAUCUUUAAUUGAAAGUCGUUCACAACUAGUUGAAUUCAAUACAAUAUUAAGACAAUUAGAAGUUCAUUAUCAACAAGAAUUGAAUCGUGUACAAUCAUCACCACAAAAUGAAUUUAAGGAUAAAAUACGUCAUCUUGAACAAAAACUAAAUGAUGCCUUUCUGAGAUCAGAAAGUGAUCGAUAUAUAAAAGAUAAACAAACUGGUAAAAAUGAUUUACUUUUAAAAGAAAAUCGAACUUUAAGUAAUGAAUUGGAAAAAUUAAGAAAACUAGCCGAAGAAUCUCAGUCUUUAUUUGAACGAAGCCAAUUUAAACAAACAGAAGAUAUCGCCGAAUUGAACCGAUUAAAACAACGAGAAAAUGAAUUAAUGCAUAUGAAUGCAAUGCUUCGUCAAGAUGUAUUGCUGAAAUCUAGAGAGAACGAAAAGCUUCAGCAAGAGCUUGCUUAUCAUCAAGAAAAAACGUCUGAUAGCUUGUUAUCAGGAAAACAAAUCCAACCGGAUUUAACUCAACAGUUUGAAGCUUUGAAGAAGGAACGUCAAAUAUUUAUUGAAAAUAUGAAGAAGAUUAAUGAGGAGAUCGCUGAACAAAAAAUUAAAAUUGACCGGUUAGAGCAAGAGAAAACCAAACCUUUAAAUAAUGAUAGUUGGAUAAACAAACAAACUAAUGGCAAUGAUGAUAUACAGUUAUGUACUUAUUACCAAAUAACUAGUGACAUGCCUGAAUAUCUUGCUGAAAACCACAGAUAG
This is a messenger RNA of Schistosoma margrebowiei, 789 nucleotides long. The record is from the annotation of a GenBank genome assembly. NCBI's taxonomy places the organism in Eukaryota, Metazoa, Platyhelminthes, Trematoda, Strigeidida, Schistosomatidae.